This is a messenger RNA of Drosophila obscura, 2336 nucleotides long. RefSeq names its product septin-5 (gene Septin4). The transcript is spliced from 5 exons. Gene Ontology annotation, biological process: regulation of exocytosis; cytoskeleton-dependent cytokinesis. Gene Ontology annotation, cellular component: septin complex; microtubule cytoskeleton; cell division site. The record is from RefSeq and is a predicted model, not a curated record. The coding region runs from base 358 to 1803 and encodes 481 amino acids. Gene Ontology annotation, molecular function: molecular adaptor activity; GTP binding; GTPase activity. Lineage: Eukaryota; Metazoa; Arthropoda; Insecta; Diptera; Drosophilidae.
CACUGUUUGGAACUUGCCGCGGGUCGGUUGUGUGCCUGUUUUCGCUCGUUUUUUUUUUUGGUGCGCAACUCAAAGUGAAACCGCAACGGAAAUAGUUAAUAACAAUCUGCGUAUUCCGUCACCUACGAGAGCGAUAAGCGCAGCUAGAUAAGCGCAACCGUAAAUAACGGUUCAACAGUUUAAAUAAUUAGUUAAUGGACACGAUCAUCGCUUGGUGGCAGCAGAAGCGGUAAAGCAGUAAAAGCGGCAGCACCAGCACCAGCAAGUUGCAAGUUGCAACUGCAACAAAACCCAGACAAAACGGCGUUCCUACAGCAGCGGCGCCUCUUCGGCGGCGGUAAUGUGUCAUCAACAUCAAUGAAACACCAGCCGCCGCCUCCUCCGCUGCCCUUAACGCAGCCCCCUCCGCUGAGUGGCGGUGGCGGUGGUGGUGGCGGUGGUGGGGUUGCUUCUGGUGCUUCUGGCAGCGUCAUCAGCAGUGGAACCAGCAGCAGCAGCAUGGUGGCCAAUGCCAUUAGCAGCCUCAAUGGCAACACCAGUGCCACCAGCAGCAGUUGCAACCAACCAGCCAACAACAAUCACAACAACAACAACAACAACAACAACAACAUCAUUAUCAGCAGCAGCCGCGGCAGCAGCUUCGAGUCAGGAAAAUGUCGUCCACCCCUCUACCCGAAACCCAAGACGCCCUCGUUUGACAAGGACCGUGACUACAUUGGUUUUGCCACGCUGCCGGAGCAGGUGCACCGGAAGUCGGUGAAACGUGGCUUCGAGUUCACGCUGAUGGUGGUCGGCGAGUCCGGCCUGGGCAAGUCGACGCUGAUCAACAGCCUCUUUCUCGGUGACCUUUACAAGAACCGCCAGAUGCCCAAUGUGGAGGAGCGCAUCGAGAAGACGACACGCGUCGAAAAGAAGACCAUGGACAUCGAGGAGCGGGGCGUACGGCUGCGCCUCACUGUGGUGGACACGCCCGGUUUCGGGGAUGCCAUCAACUGCGAGGACAGCUGGCGGGUGUGCACCUCGUAUAUCGACGAGCAGUUCCGCCAGUACUUCACCGACGAGAGCGGACUGAAUCGGCGCAACAUACAGGACAAUCGGGUGCACUGCUGCCUCUACUUUGUUCCGCCCUGGGGGCACAGCCUGCGACAGAUGGAUCUGGACCUGAUCAGGCGGCUGCAUCGCAAGGUGAACAUUGUGCUGGUGAUUGGCAAGGCGGACUGCCUGAACAAGCAGGAGGUGCGCAAGCUCAAGGAGCGCAUUCUGCAGGACCUCGAGGACAAUCACAUCCAGCUGUACCAGUUCCCCGAAUGCGACUCCGACGAGGACGAUGACUUCAAGCAGCAGGACCGCGAGCUGAAGGCCUCCAUCCCGUUCGCCGUCGUUGGCAGCAACACCAUUCUGGAGGUCGCAGGCAAGAAGGUGCGCGGCCGCCAGUAUCCGUGGGGCGUGGUCAAUGUGGAGGAUCCGGAGCACAGCGACUUCAUCAAGCUGCGCACCUUCUUGAUAUCCACGCACAUGCAGGACCUGAAGGACACCACACAGGAUGUGCACUACGAGAACUUCCGGGCGCAGUGCAUCUCACAGAUCUCGCAGCAUGCGCUGCGGGAGCGCGGCAAGUUGAAGCGCGACUCGAUCAGCUCGACGAACGGCUUCGAUGCGGCCAUUUCGGAGACGGAUCGGCUGCUGCUGCAAAAGGACGAGGAGAUCAGACGCAUGCAGGACAUGCUCACGCAGAUGCAGGAGAAGCUCAAGCAAACGCAUCUCAUGGAGAUGAAGAAGAAUGACAGCGUGAUCGAUGUCUAGGCGGGACGGGAUAGGACGGAACGGGACGCUGGAGAGUGACGGAGGAAUCGAGCAAGGGACGUGUUCGAGCGUGUUCAAUUUUGCACCUUGAUAUUGAUAGAUACACAUACAUACAUAUUUAUGUAUAUGCGAUACGACUUAUAUAAUGUGACCCAGAGAGAGAGAGAGACACACACACAUGUCGCAUCCUGGAGCUGCAGCUGCAACCAAAUCAAUUUCUUAAGUUCUUAAGCUAGCACUGUUUUUGCUCCUUCUCCUUCCGUUCCGUUUUCUUCGGACAGUUAAUCCAUUAGUUGCAAUCUUAAAAAAUGUAGUUACGAGACUAAGCCAGCGAUAGACAACGAUAAGAGAACGGUAGUGGCGACCCUUCCGCAGCAGAGACCAAACACAACACGGCACAACAACCAAAAUGCAGAGAAUUGAAUCCCCCCUGCCUACCUACUACCUACACUCUGCCACUGGCAUCGAAGCCUUUUUCCAAUAUUGUAGUUAAUAACAAUUUGUACGAGCCUCAUCCCCAUCCCCAUCCCCAU